Molecule: messenger RNA, 694 nt
Organism: Aegilops tauschii subsp. strangulata
Lineage: Eukaryota; Viridiplantae; Streptophyta; Magnoliopsida; Poales; Poaceae
Biological process (GO): mitochondrial respiratory chain complex IV assembly
Cellular component (GO): mitochondrion
Source: RefSeq, a predicted model, not a curated record
GACCAGUUACUGAAUCAGGCCGGGAAAUGGUCCACGAAGGCCCAACCAAAGCCAUCUCCCACCCGACCUGUUGCGCCGGCCGCCGGGAGGAGGAGAGACCCGCCGCCGUCUCGCCUCUUUCCCCUCCCGCAAGCCGCACCGCAGCCGAGCGAUCGAGAGUCGGAGGCGGAGGAGGAAGAUGUCGAAGUCGUGCAAGGGGCUAGCCAUGGAGCUCGUCAAGUGCCUCAGCGAGACCGACUGCGUCAAGGUUCAGAAGAGGCCGUACAAGGAGUGCGCGGGGGAGAAGGCGCCCAACAUCACCAGCGAGUGCGUCGGCCUGCGGGAGACCUACUUCAACUGCAAAAGGGGCCAGGUUGACAUGCGAGCCCGGAUACGUGGGAACAAGGGGUAUUGAUGGUGUGCAUGUGAACUCCCUUAUCCAGCUGAAACUUGUAGCCGAAUUAUCACUACAAGACAUCUUGCAUUCUAUAUAUGCUUUUGAUCUCCAAUAGAAUCGUAUGUAUUUCCCCCCCCCCCCCCCCCCCCCUCGCGAUAGCAUAGAAGAACCAACUCAGCACACGAGUAGAUUCAGUCGAUGAGAGGGUGCAUCGUCUUGUGGAGAAAAGAAAUGUUUGAUCAUAAUGCAGUUUGUCUGCAAUUUUCUGAUAUGGAACAGCGGAACUAUCAACAAGCAUGCGAGUAGUUUUCCCUGUGA